GUGGUGAUAACCAUGGGCAAGGUGGUAACUAUCAUGGGCAUGUUGGACAAGCUGGCCAAGAAUAUCAACCACAUGGGAAUACACGACAACAGGAUGGUCCCCAUGGUUACCAACCUAGCUCCACCUAUAGGGAACCCGCCCAAACACAAAAUCAUGAAAAUUACGAGUUGAGAUCCCAAAACUAUAACCAACCCCCUGAUUAUAAUCCACCUCGUGUCAGAUUCAGCCCCCCGUCCCCUAAGGGAGGUACUGAUCUUUCAGAUCUGCCCCCGCCCCCUCCUCCUGAUGCGUAUGCUAACCCUACACACAGUCAAUUCGUCAUGUAUGAAAAUGCUUCAAAUGUCACAAAAAUCCCUAUAGGCAAUUACCCUUAUUAGUUGAAUGAUAAGGAUCCUUUCCCGCAACCUGGAAAACGCCCAAAUGCCCUGGAACCCAUUCAAGGUCAAAGAACCCUGACACCUA
This is a messenger RNA of Owenia fusiformis, 462 nucleotides long. The record is from the annotation of a GenBank genome assembly. Lineage: Eukaryota; Metazoa; Annelida; Polychaeta; Sabellida; Oweniidae.